UGUACACGUAGCCUUGUAGGAUGUGUCCAUUGGAGAUGGUUGCGGUGUGUCAGACUCACUGUCCUGCACACUAGUAAGAAUUUGAUUAUUUUUGUAUACAUUUCCGACCUCGGCUUUGCCUGACUUCAGUCUCUUCAGUGACAUCUACUAGAGUGACCUGGUCCUCGGACCUGUGAGCUCUGCAGCCAUGCAGCCCCCUCCUUGGACUGGACCUCCAGGACCCUCGGGCCCACCUCCUUCCGGGCCCAAUAUGUUCCGCAGGACCAGGCCUCACAAGCAUACGGCACCAGCUACUGCCGCAAUGCCACCUGCUGCACAACCCAUGACGGACCCUUUUUCUUUUGUGAGAGCUCCUCCCCCCAUGGCUGCAGGUGCACCUUUGGCUGCAGGUGGUCUCCCAACAAUACCCAACAGCAACCCCCCACCAAUGCAAGCCCCAUCUAACACCAUGUACUCUCAGGCUGGCUCAGGGCUGCCUCCACAAUCACAGACACCGGGGGAUGUCCAAGCUCCUCUUUCUGGUCCCCCACCCUCCUCUCUACCAGGAGUGACACUGUUCAACCCUCACAGUGCAGCAUCCCCUGGCGUUUACCCAGCACCUAGUCCUGUAGGAUAUGCAUCCUCACAUAGUGAACAGGGCUAUUUUAAUUCUACAGAACAUAUGCCACCCAUGGCCGCAGAGCCACCACCUGUGGCCCAGGCACCGGGUCAGACACCUUUUAACCAGGAAGUUCAAGGACAGCCUGCUCCUCAGCACAUGUUGUUCCAGCCUGUACCUCCCACCACCUCCUAUUCUCAGUGGGCCCCUGAUCACAGUAGUCGCCCUCCAUCAGUUCAGAACUAUUUUCAGCCUACUAGUGACCCUCCGCCACAGCCUUUCAAUGUACCUCCACAGACCCAGAUGUACCCCUCCCACACCCCAUCGACCCAUCACAACAACCCCACCCCUCCAACACAAACUGGACAUCCCCAGAUUCAAGCUCCUCUUCCUCCCCAGAACCCUGUAAAUGCUCCCAGUUCCCAGUGGCCUGACCCAAAUGCACCCCAGCAGCAUAAUUCCCACUUUCAAACUCAGAACUACUUCAGUCAGACCUCUGACCCCCGGGACUCAUGGUUCAAUAUACCUCCACAGGACUCAGGCUACCACCAAAUGGGGACCGGCUUAGCCCAUCCUCAGCCCCGGCCUUACUCGGUUGAAUCUCAACAUGCAUCCAACACUGGGGCUGGGCCUAGUUCAAGUUUUACCCCUGCCCAGGUCCCAUACUCUCAGGAGUCUGGUGCAAUCUCAAUGUUCUUCAAAGACAAUGAUGUGGAAAAUGAAGAAACACUGGCUGGAGAGAGAAAUAAGGCAGUGAAUGGUAUCCCUGAAUCCUUUCAGUAUCAGAGCAACCCACAAGCCCUCAGUGGCCAAGCAGAUGUUCCUUUGGAUUAUCAAGGACCUCCUCAGCAAGAUCAUUCAUACCUACCAUAUAUGAAUGAUGGCGACCAUGCCCCACAGGCAACUACCCAUAAGACUCAUGAUUCACAGCACGACCACGAGGAGAAUUUGGAGUGUGUCCUGAACCAGGAAGUAUUACCCAAUGAUAUCCAUGGCAGCCCUGCUGCUACUGCAGCACAUGAAGUUGACCAGUUUGAAACCGGGCCUAACCUGGAGACUCCCGAUACUAUUCAAAGACCAAUUAGAUCUGCUAGUGUGUCAUCCAACUAUAGCAAUAUGAGCUAUGGAAGUGGAAGUGGCACUCGACGCCAACAGGGAGUAGUAGGUACCUUUAUUCAGCAGGAAAGCCCACGUCUCAGUGAUGAUGCUAACCUGUCUGCUGCCACUGGAGGCUACUUUGAGCAGAUUGACACUUCUCCAGCUGUAGAUAUUGGUGCGCAACAGAGUUCCCUGGAGCAGAUGUGGCCUCCCACACCUAGCCCCCCAAAACCGACUGGUAUCUUUCAGGCCAGUGCUAACAGCUCUUUUGAACCUGUGCGCUCUCAUGGAGUUGGGGUGCGUCCUGCUGAAGUGGAUAGGGCUAAAAUGAUCGUGGAAGGGGGUGCUGAUACUACACCUGGCAACCUGGAGCAGCCGCCAGAUAAUAUGGAAAAUAUUUAUGGCUCUGGACACCCCCCGCCUGCUGGGGCUGGGGCUGGAGGUGGUGUUCCUCAUCUACCACACCCAGUGGUUCACUCUCUCUCUCGGCCUUCAUCCCGUGCUUUUGGGGGCAGUCGGCCCUGUGAGAGCCCUGCCACUACUCUGUGGGCUCAGCAUGAUCCUGCCAGCUUGGGCGCUAACAUCCUCCUAGCCCCUGCUGCCCCAACAGUUCUUGCACCUUUACGGCAGCCCAGUGCGUAUGUCAUCCAACCUCCAGAGGAUGUCCCACUGGACCUGCAACCCUCCCAGAGAAUCCAGCCAACUUCGCAGCAACACUCUGAGAACCUAGAGAACCCACCAAAGGUGAGUGAGGCAGAGCCAACUGACCCUCAAGGCAACCUGGGCUAUGCUUCUCUCCUUGUGUCCGACUCGCUCGACCAGCCUGUUUUGAUUGCCCCGCCAGUGUCAAAUUACAGUGUGAUUCCCCCCAGUACCCUUGCUCAAGCACCCAGUCAAAGUAGCCUUCGGGAAUCAACCCCACCUGUAAGAAUGUUCACACAGGGACAGGGUGCAAGUACCUCCCAACCACCUCCAAUGACCUCCAAUCACAAUCCAGUGUUUGCUCCUGGACCUAUAAGUUUAAAUUCUUCUGCCUCAAACCAGGGCCCACUCAAUCUGACCCGAGACAACAAAGAAGCAUCAACAUCAGACUUCACAGCUCCACCGCAGUCUCAGCCAGUCCGCCCUCCUCUCUCAAGGGCCCAAUCAUUGGCUGUAGACGGCCACACUGCUCUCCACGUUAAUCCACAGGCUUCUCUUGUGACUGCUCCUGUCUCUAAUCAUAAUCAGCCAUCAAAUUAUGAACUGCUUGAUUUUUCUAUGCACCAAUCACAAGCCCAGAACCCAACAUCUGGCCAUCCUUCCGCUCUACACGAGUCUCCACAAUCGAGUAAUGGAUUUUACCUACAGGUCACCAAAGAUGCUCAGCAGGGGGUAAGAACGCAAGGGAAUGUCCCUGUCCAGUUGCCGGCCUCUUCAUCUACUCCACAGGUACCACCAGCACCCUCCCAAGCAGCUGCAAACAUCCAGCCGCCACCAGCUGAACCCCCUCAGACAUCAGACCCGCAAGCUGCACGGCACGGACAAAAUUAUGCUCCUCCUGUUCAAGGGAGUGGAGCACAACCUCCCCUUGACCAGUAUCCACUUCCAGCACAGGGGCCUGCCCCGGGCAGUGCUCCCCCAUCCGCUGCUGCAUACCCCCCAUGGCCUCGAGGACCAGUACCUCCAGGAGCUUCUCAGCCAGCUCCUGCAGAACCACCUCGACCACCCUCCUCUGCAGGCAGCCAGCAAGGCUAUGGGCCCCCUCCUCCAGGGCCAGCGCAGGUGUAUGGUGGCUAUUAUGGUAAUUAUGGAGAAUACCCAGAUGGCAGACCACCAUAUCCCCCUGGCCAAUACCCUCCUCCACCUGGCCAAUACCCACCUCCACCUGGCCAAUACCCACCUCCACCUGGGGAUCCUAGAGCACAGCAAUAUUAUCAAGAGGGUCCAUACAGGGGCAGAGCAGAUCCUUGGUAUGGCAGAUAUGAAGGGCAGAUCCCACCGACUCGCGAUCCAAACUACCAGUACAGAGAGCCUCAGCCAGAACGACCCAACUCCAGAACUAGUCAGUACUCUGACAGGCCCUCCUCCAGGCAAGGCUAUCCUGAGGAUUACCAGAGAGCCAACCAAAGUGCCUACAAUGAAUAUUAUGCAGAAUACGCCAAACAAUGCGAAUAUGGAGGAUACAACUAUGGACAGUAUGACCCCCGGUACAGAGCAUACUAUGAUCCCGCCUCCUGGCCUAAUUAUGAUGAAAGCUACAGAGGCAGAGACAAUUACUAUAAUCAACAGGCAUAUCCUGCCAGGAAAGAGGGCUAUGAUGAUCAGUGGCAGUACUAUCCCGGUUAUGAUGCCAGUUUCGAUGAUGAUUACCGCCGACGCGGAGAAGCGUACGCCGAUGACUUUGACCGACGCAGUGUCCACAGCGAGCAGUCGGCACAUAGUGUGCACAGCUCUCAAAGCCACCACAGCAGACGGAGCAGCUUCAGCUCCCGAUCACAACAGAGCCAGGUGUAUCAAAGCCAGCCUGACUUAGUGUCAGCAGUCUAUGACACCACAGCAUCCACCCUGGCUGUGGAUUACUCCUAUGGACAGUACCCAAACCAGGCUGAUGCCACCCAGAACUACAGCCAGUACCUCUAUCCCUCGGAGUACACGGCAGACAGCACCUGGAUCGCCCCUGAGCAACCUCCUCCACGUCCUGCCACCCCAGAGAAGUUCAGCAUACCCCACCGCUGUGCCCGCUUUGGACCUGGUGGUCAUCUGGUCCAAGUUCUGCCCAACCUCCCCUCAGCUGGACAGCCUGCUCUCGUUGAUAUCCACAAUAUGGAGACGAUACUGCAAGACACCCCGGAUCAGGCAGAACUACGUGCAUUCCCAGGACCUCUUGUUAAGGAGGAGACCCAUAAGGUGGACGUGAUAAAGUUCUCCCAGAACAAAGUGCUGGAGUGCUCUCGUGACAACAACCUCUUGGACAGGGACUCUGCCCGCCUGCUCUGGGAAUUCAUUGUGCUGCUCUGUAGACAGAACGGGACUGUGGUCGGCACAGACAUCGCAGACCUCUUGCUGAAGGAGCAUCGCUCUGUCUGGCUACCGGGCAAAAGUCCAAAUGAAGCCAACUUGAUUGAUUUUAACAAUGAGCCGUUGGCACGAGCCGAGGAAGAGCCGGGAGCUGGACCGCUAUCCCUCCUGUCCGACACCUUCAUGACUGUCCCAGAGAACCUCGGAAAGGAAACCGAACGCUUCAGGGAGCUCCUACUGUUUGGCCGCAAGAAGGAUGCGCUAGAAGCAGCUAUGAAGGGAGGUCUCUGGGGCCACGCCCUGCUGUUGGCCAGUAAGAUGGACAACAGAACACAUGCACGUGUCAUGACAAGGUUUGCCAACAGUUUGCCUAUCAAUGACCCUCUUCAGACGGUGUACCAGCUGAUGUCAGGGAGGAUGCCUGCAUCAGCCACUUGCUGCGGAGAGGAGAAGUGGGGUGACUGGCGCCCUCACUUGGCCAUGGUGCUGUCUAACCUCACACACACCCUGGACCUGGACACUCGCACAAUCACCACUAUGGGGGACACUCUCGUAUCCAAGGGGCUUGUUGAUGCUGCACACUUCUGCUACUUGAUGGCCCAAGUUGGUCUGGGAGUUUUCACGAAGAAGAGCACCAAGAUGGUUCUGAUUGGCUCCAACCACAGUUUGCCCUUUUACCAAUGUGCGACCAACGAAGCUAUCCAGAGGACUGAGGCCUAUGAGUACGCUCAGUCUCUUGGCUCCCAGCCAUGCUCACUACCCAAUUUCCAGGUCUUCAAGUUGAUCUAUGCAUGCCGCUUGGCUGAAGCAGGCCUGAGUGCUCAGGCCUUCCACUACUGUGAAGUUAUUUCUAGGAAUGUCCUCAUGCAGCCUUCCUAUUACUCUCCGGUUUUCCUAAGCCAAAUUAUACAGAUGUCGGAAAAGCUGCGAUUCUUUGAUCCACAACUGAAGGAGAAGCCCGAGCAGGAGUUGUUCAAUGAGCCUGAAUGGCUGAUCCACCUCAGACAGCUGGAUGGACAGAUACGGACGGGAGUGAUUACAUACAAUGAAGACAGAGCAACUCCUACACAGUUUGACUGCAGCAGCCCCAGCUCUGACUUGGACCAGCUGAGUCCACCUGAACCGUACGGUUUGCCUGUGGAGGUGGAUGGCCCCACCCCUGACAACCCACUAAUGACCUCGUUAAUGCCCGGGCCUCCCCCGCAGGGAGUUCAGCUGAUGCCUCCAGCUCCCACCUCUAUCCUCCAAGACGGGAUGGCACUUCCUCAGCCUUUACCCUCCAGUGAAGUGCCCCAUUUCUACCCAGUACCCCCCAGUGGACCACCAGGCCAGAUGUCCGUCUCAGGCUACCCUCCACAGAAUCCUGGCUUUGCCCCUCCUUCCUUCCAACCACUACCGGAGCAGACGGAGAUGUACCCGGGAGCCCAUCAGCAGCCGUGUCCCCCACCUCUUCAAGUGGGCCAAAUGUCACCACACAUGCAUCCCCCUCAGGUGCCGCAUUCACCAAUACAGAUGAACCACCCGCCACCCCAGAUGCCCCAUCAGAUGCCCCAUCAGAUGUCCCAUCAGAUGUCCCAGCACAUGCCCCAGCACAUGCCCCCUUCUCCCGGGCACAUGGCCCCUGCAGAGCAGAUGUCCCACGGCCCACCAGAGAUGCAUCCUGCUCAGCCAAUAUCAUCCUCCCCACCCAGAAGCUCCUUCACACCACAAAUGGACUUCUAUGACCACAUGGCUCACAUGGGUCCUGGGAGGAGAUCACGGACUACUUCACAAUCUUCAAUGCAUAUGGCUCCAGGACGCCGCUCUCGCACCACCUCUGAAUCAUCCACUCACUCUGGUGGAAGAGAGCGGAGCAACUCUGCUGUCAUGCAGGCCUCUCCACUGCCACCUUCGAUCCCUGAACAGCCCCGCAUAGAAGAGGCCAAGAAAGUCAAGAAAAACUCCCCGAAAAAGGGUGGUGGUGGAGGUGGAGGUGGAGGUGGUGGUUGGCUAAACUGGCUCUAUAGGAAGGGGAAGAAUGAGGCUCACUUGCCAGAUGACAAAAACAAAUCUAUUGUGUGGGAUGAACAGAAGCAGAAAUGGGUCGACUCGAACGAGCCUGAGGAAGAGAAUAAUAAGCCCCUUCUACCGCCUCCUCCUGGCUUUCCCAAGAUGCCUCAGAUGCCUGGCCCAGGAGGGCCUGCCGCACAUCCGGGUGGUGGUCCUCCUGUCAACAUGUUCUCCAGGAGAGCAGGCACGAGGAGCAGAUAUGUGGACGUUCUGAACCCCAGUAGGAUUUCUAAACCGGGCGGGUUAGCCCCGGCGCCUGCAGACAUCUUCGCUCCUUUGGCGCCAAUGUCCAUGCCCGCUAACCUAUUUGUGCCUAGUUCAGCUCCUGAUGAUCAACAACCUCUAGAGGGAAGCGAAGGAGGAAAUCAGGAGCAGAACACCAUCGAUGCUACACAGAUGUUCAGCCCAACGUUGUUACCACCCGCCCCAGAAGGUCCUCCUGUGCCUGACGGCUCACAGUCCGGGGAGCUCUCACGUUCUAGCUCAAUGAGUUCUUUAUCACGCGAAGUGAGUCAGCAUUUAAACCAGAGUCAUGUCCAAGCCCAGGAAAUGGCACCCGCUGGGGGCGUCACCUUUUAUAACCCUGCACAGUUUGCACAGACAAGUGCACCUUCGGGAGGCGGACACCGCUCUGGCCGUUUGGGCGGUCAGCGCCAGUACCCAGUGGUGAAAUAAACAUCAUCUUGCAGAGAUAUUGUGUAAACAGACUUGUUGGAUAGAGCGAUAUCUUACUUGGACGUAAAUUAAGCACAUGGACACACAGUGCUCUGCCUGGACCUUCUUUUUUUCUUUCUUUUUCUAUUUUUAACCCGCACCUAAGAAGAGCCUAAUAAGUCUCCAUCAUGUAGAACUUCGUCCCACCACUUAACCACUCUUUCAUCUAUUUCUUUGGUUCAGUACCGGUAAUUGUCACUUUUUUUUCUUGAAGUUUUUCUGUAUCCGAACAGAAAACAGACAGUUGUGUAAUGGGUUUUAACACGCACAUAAAAAGCUAAAACAUGGAUGCAUUCAUACACAUGCUGUAUUAAAAAAAAAAAGAUGUUGCUCUUCGAAUCUAACACUGUUAACAGAAUGAUCAUCCCAGGUCCCGUUUUAGGUUUCCCUUUGUGUCUAAUGUCCAAAUGUCCCCGUUUGAUUGAUUGUAUGUGUGAUGGAUAGAAAGUGGCACCUUUUUUUAAUUUCACAUUGUGGACUUGUGUAUUCGCAGCUCUUCAGUGUCCCUCUAACCGGAGAUGGCGUGUUGUGUGAGAAUGAAUUGUGUCAAUAGUGCGUUGUCUGCUGUGUUGUUUGCUUUUCCUCAGUUGCCCUCCAGUAAAGGAAAGAUGUGUGAUGAAACAGGACAGACAGUCUGCAGUGUUUCAGAUAUUUAUUUCAAUGUCCUCUUGACUUUAAAGAAGUGGCGGGGGUCUUUAGUCCAAGUUAGGCUUCAGUUUGUCCUCUCCGAGACGAGUGGAGGUCUUCAGAACAGCAGGAAUCGCUAAAAAGAAAUCUAUCCAAAAUAUUUGUAUAUCAGAUUGAUUGUAUUUAUGAGCUGUAGGCGUGUGUGUGCGUGUGUGUGUGUGGAGAGCAACUAUUUUUUUUUUCUUUUUCUGAUCGCUUUGAAGAAAUGCAGUUAUGACUCACCAGAGAUGACGCAGAUUCAUUGACUGAUCGUUUGUAUUGGCCGCUUCUGCAGACAAAUAAAUCUUUAUCUAAAUUGA
Molecule: messenger RNA, 8445 nt
Organism: Cyclopterus lumpus (lumpfish)
Lineage: Eukaryota; Metazoa; Chordata; Actinopteri; Perciformes; Cyclopteridae
Gene: sec16a
Product: SEC16 homolog A, endoplasmic reticulum export factor
Exons: 31
Coding region: 188-7420 (2410 amino acids)
Biological process (GO): Golgi organization; COPII vesicle coat assembly; autophagy
Cellular component (GO): endoplasmic reticulum exit site; ER to Golgi transport vesicle membrane
Source: RefSeq, a predicted model, not a curated record